AUGUCAAAAUCCACGAAAAAUUUACAAAAUUCCGCUGUUAUCCGUAGUAAUAAUGUUAUUGAAAAUAAAAAGAAUGAUACUACUGAGAAAAUGCAAAAGACUAUUAAUGAUAAUAGUGUGAAAAUGGAAAAAACUAUUAGUGAUAAUACUGUGAAAAUGGAAAAAACUAUUGGUCUUGUUAGUAGUAUUACUAUUAUUAUUGGUUCAAUUAUUGGUUCGGGAAUAUUUGUCAGUCCAACUGGUAUAUUGGAAAAUAUGCAUAGUUUUGGUGCAAGUCUGAUUAUAUGGAUUGGAUGUGGAAUUUUCUCUCUACUAGGUGCUUAUUGUUAUGCUGAAUUAGGCACAAUGAUACAACGUUCCGGUGGUGAUUAUGCUUAUGUACUUGUAGCAUUUGGUUCAUUUAUGGGAUUUUUACGUUUAUGGAUUGAAGUAAUGGUAGCUAGACCAGCUACAAUGGCUGUUAUAGCUAUGACAUUUGCUAAAUACAUUUUACAACCAAUAUUUCCUGAUUGUCCUCAAUCUGAUGCAGUUGUUAGAUGUUUAGCAGCUGUAUGUAUCAUGAUUUUAGGAUUUAUCAACUCUGUCUCUGUACGUUGGGCUACACGUGUACAAGAUGUUUUCACUUAUACAAAAGUGAUAGCAUUGUUAAUGAUUAUUAUUACCGGGUUUGUACAAAUUGGGCUGGGUCGUGUAGAAGAAUUCCAAGCACCAUUCGAUGGAUCCAAUUGGAAUCCGGGUAGUAUUGCUAAAGCAUUCUAUAGUGGUUUAUUUUCAUAUGCUGGUUGGAAUUAUUUAAAUUGUAUGAUUGAAGAAAUGAUCAAUCCUAAACGUGAUCUACCCAUUGCUAUUGUCUUUUCAUGUCUUAUUGUAACAAUUGUUUAUGCAUUAGCUAAUGUGGCUUAUAUUACAGUAGUUUCAUUGAAUGAAAUCUUAACUACACCAGCUGUUGCUGUAACAUUUGCUAAUCGUAUUUACGGUCCAGCAUGGUGGAUUAUGCCAAUAUUUGUGGCUUUCUCAACAUUUGGCGGUGUGAAUGGUAAUAUGUUGACUACAUCAAGAAUAUUUUUUGUUGCAAGUCGUGAAUCUCAUAUGCCUAGAUUUAUAUCAUUCUUGCACAAAGACAAAUUGACGCCCAUACCAGCUGUUAUUUUCACUGUAAGUGUAAAUAGUGUGUGUGUGUGUUAUUUAACUUUUGUUUAA
Schistosoma turkestanicum is the source of this 1200-nucleotide messenger RNA. NCBI's taxonomy places the organism in Eukaryota, Metazoa, Platyhelminthes, Trematoda, Strigeidida, Schistosomatidae. The record is from the annotation of a GenBank genome assembly.